This is a messenger RNA of Eleginops maclovinus (Patagonian blennie), 1692 nucleotides long. RefSeq names its product interferon regulatory factor 1b (gene irf1b). Gene Ontology annotation, biological process: regulation of transcription by RNA polymerase II; immune system process. Lineage: Eukaryota; Metazoa; Chordata; Actinopteri; Perciformes; Eleginopidae. The record is from RefSeq and is a predicted model, not a curated record. The coding region runs from base 192 to 1076 and encodes 294 amino acids. Gene Ontology annotation, cellular component: nucleus. Gene Ontology annotation, molecular function: DNA-binding transcription factor activity, RNA polymerase II-specific; RNA polymerase II cis-regulatory region sequence-specific DNA binding. The transcript has 10 exons.
UAAUCUCACCCUAUAAAAGUCAUACUGCCUUGUGAGGAGCCAGAACCCGCUUCUGAUCAAGACAUAUCCAAGUGGACAACACAAAGAAGGGAAGCUUCCUUUUGCUUUGGUUGAAAAACCUAAACCAUUCGAACUAUUUUUUCUGCAUUUUUCAUCUUACGGAUCAUCAUAGAACAAGCAAAUCUGCGAACAUGCCCGUAGCAAGGAUGAGGAUGAGGCAAUGGCUGGAGGAACAGAUCGAGUCAAGUACCGUCUCGGGUCUCAAUUGGGUGGACAAGGAUAUGAAAAUGUUCUCAAUUCCCUGGAAACAUGCAGCCCGACACGGCUGGGAGAUGAAUAAGGACGCAUGCCUGUUCAAAAAAUGGGCCAUCCACACAGGAAAAUAUGUUGAAGGUCAGGUCUGUGACCCCAAGACAUGGAAAGCCAACUUCCGCUGUGCCAUGAACUCACUUCCUGACAUCGAGGAGGUGAAAGACAAGAGCAUCAACAAAGGCCACCAAGCUGUGCGUGUCUUCAGGAUGCUGCCUGUUAGCCCCAAAUCUAGAGAUAAACGAAGCAAGGCAAAGCAAACCACGUCCAGAAUGAAGAACACGUUCAAGAUGGAGGAAGACUCUGACAGCAGUGAAACUCAGUCUCAGUGUCCCAUGGAGGAGUCAAUGCAGAGUUAUACUUUGUCAACCCAGGAGAACAAAGUGGACAGCACAGUGCAAACUGAGCAGACAGAUUUACCAUUCCUGACUCCAUCUGAAGUUCCUGAUUGGGCUGUGUCAUUGGAAAUCGACUCUAGCUUUUCAAACGCCUUCUGCCACAGAUUUGAAGUUUCACCUGAGCACAGCUCCGAUUACGACUCAGCUGAAGACAUUAUCAAGAUUUGCCAGCAACUGGAGAAAGAAUCAAUCUGGCCGACACUCAUUUCAGACAGCAAUGGGGUCCUGAGCAAUGAAGCAUGCACCAGUCCAGGAAGCCAGUGGAGUGAAUCCUCGUCAGCCGACGAGCUAGAAGAAAUGCCAAGCUACACCACAUUGGGCUCAAACUUCACAAAUCGCAUAAACAACCUCUGGGACCAUUUCCUGUAAAUGCAGUGAGAUCUCCAGGAUGGGACAGGAUAGUGCUUUGACACUUUGGACUUAAAAAAAGCUUAUCCCAUCCACCGUCUCCCCUCUUCUCAGUGAAUCACCCAUCAACACCAUCAGGACCCCUCAAUCCCAACUCAGAGAGCUUUCUCCACCUCCAUCAACCUUUUUGUAAACUUAUGCUAGUGCUCUAUUUGGUUGGAAGAAGUUGUAGGUGUUCAUUUAUAAUGCUUUUGGCUGGUUCAAGGCAUUUUGGCACUCAGAUUUUGGUCAGGAGUUGUAAUAGCACGAAAGUGAUUUGUGGACAUGAUCAGGAUCAUAAUCAGCUAUAAAUACAUGCGGGGUAGUCAAUGCUUACCUCUAUAACGCAGUGGGAUACAUUUUUGACAGUAUAAAGUGUCAAUUUCUAAUAAUUACAUAACAUCCAUUUUCCGUUAUAUGCACCUGUACAUUUUAGUUAAAGGAAUUAGAAUAGAUUCAAACAAACUUCUGGAGAAAGCUCUACUUUAAUAUAUUCUAUCUAAACUUCAAGAAGGAAAGUUGUACAGUUUCUGUAAAUAGUUAUUUUUGUUUGUGUGUGUGUUUUUUCAGAAAAAUAAAAAAUCGAAAUGUGACUAAA